AUGUCCAACCCAGCCUCCUACGAUUCAAAUCGGCGAUCGGCCAUAUUUGGUCGUACCCCUGAGGAGCUGCAUAUUCCCUCAACUGGGUUGAUCAAUCCAAAUCCAUCGCGCCAGCCCCCACAAGACUACCCCACUACGCCCGAUGCAAGCGCCGCCGCCCAAGUGCCUUCGAUCAACGUCCACUCCUCGCAGUCGCAGCACCAGCAGCUACAACAGCCGCAGUUGCAGUACGGGGGAAACCCAGGAAACCCCAACAGUGCGCUUCCAGGAUCUCUCACACCUGGGAAUCAACACCGUCCAACCGCAGUCUCGGUCAACACCGCUCCCUCCGUCAUUCCCACCCUCCAGCAACAGCCGUCCGCACAACAGGCUAGCCAUCGAACAAGCAUGAUCAACUCGCACGGCCACUCGCGAUCCAGCCCCGCCGGUUUCGAUCAGUCAGUAUACAAGCAGCACGGGGGCAUGGAAGGCUCCAAAUAUCCGACCUCGCCGGGCGGAUACACCCCCCCAGACCCCGCAGGGCUCCAAGUAUUCGCCGCUGGGUUUGGCCGAUAUUCGACCUCCCGGGGAGCACUUGCUGGGGGAUCCUCUGAUGAGCCCCGGCUCGCUCCCUUAUAA
Penicillium waksmanii is the source of this 618-nucleotide messenger RNA. RefSeq lists its product as uncharacterized. The record is from RefSeq and is a predicted model, not a curated record. The transcript has a single exon. NCBI's taxonomy places the organism in Eukaryota, Fungi, Ascomycota, Eurotiomycetes, Eurotiales, Aspergillaceae. The coding region runs from base 1 to 618 and encodes 205 amino acids.